Molecule: messenger RNA, 1963 nt
Organism: Austrofundulus limnaeus
Lineage: Eukaryota; Metazoa; Chordata; Actinopteri; Cyprinodontiformes; Rivulidae
Gene: celf4
Product: CUGBP, Elav-like family member 4
Cellular component (GO): nucleus
Molecular function (GO): mRNA binding
Source: RefSeq, a predicted model, not a curated record
GAGGCAGCACUCCCCCGGGCAUCAGCGCCCCCACGGUGACCAGCAUCCCCUCCCCCAUCAGUGUAAAUGGUUUUACUGGCCUCCCGCCCCCCCAGGCCAACGGGCAGCCACCAGCAGAAGCUGUUUUCACCAACGGGAUACAUCAUUACCCCGUGUUGCAGGAGGUGGUUUUUAGGGAGGACUCAGAGAAAAACGGCUUGGGCGUGGCUCCGCGGAGUUGUUUUGGGGUUCAGGGUGGCUGCUUCCUCUCCUCUCUCUCUGAAGCAGCUCAAAGUCCCACUGCAGCUGAUCCUCUCCAGCAGGCUUACACAGGAGUCCAGCAGUACGCAGCAGCCUAUCCCGCUGCAUACGGUCAUAUCAGCCAAGCCUUCCCCCAUCCUCCACCCAUCAUUCCCCAGCAGCAACGAGAAGGACCGGAAGGUUGCAACCUGUUCAUCUACCACCUUCCUCAGGAGUUUGGGGAUGGCGAGCUGAUGCAGAUGUUCCUGCCUUUCGGUAAUGUCAUCUCCUCCAAAGUGUUUGUGGAUCGGGCGACAAACCAAAGUAAAUGCUUUGGGUUUGUUAGCUUCGACAACCCAGGUAGCGCCCAAGCUGCCAUCCAAUCCAUGAACGGCUUCCAGAUCGGCAUGAAAAGACUGAAGGUUCAGCUCAAAAGGCCAAAGGAUGCCAACCGCCCCUACUAGCCACCGCCCUAGACAGCCGCUGCCAUUGUGGCGGGCAGGGCAGCCAUCGUGCACAGAGGAAGACAGGAUUUGUUGAGCUGAAGAACGCGUUGACCACUUGCCACCCACCACCGAGUGCAAACGCAACAUCUGGACCACCGGGGCUACUUUGGAGGAUAGGAGCAUUGGACAAGUCACGGACAUCUCCUUUUUGGAUGUACUUAAACUAUGGAACUCAGAGAGAGGAUUUGUACCGGCCUGGUUAACACCAGGACUUAUUUUCUCCUGCACACACAUUACACACCUCUUCCACCAUAAAACCCUGCUUGAAUGACGACUACCUUGUCCGGACCACAAACACUUUUACUUGAACUCUGAGAAAGUGGGGAAAACAUUGAAAAUAAUAUAUCAAACUUGUUCACAAUGACCAACCCCACUGAACUAUGGAUGGGAAAAGUCCAAGAGGAAAACAAAAACACACACAAAAAAACUUUUUUUAAAAUAACAGAAUAGUGGAUUGCCGUAGGAGAUCUUUCUGCGAGAUCGUUCGAGGUUUUUGGACAACUGACUUUUGAAGAUCAAUUUUUAAGACUUGAAACAAGGAGGUACAAGUUCUCAGAGGGAGAACACAAGUAUGUGACAUUUUUCAGGACACAACAUGGCUUAGACUUGGGAUGGCCAUCUUCAGCUCGGAGUGCCUGUUUGUUUCCAGGGGAUGCCGUUGCAACGGGAUUCCAGGGAGUCUUAUCUGUCAUUCCUUAGUUGUUUUAGGGACCAAAAGACCAAACAUUUUUAUUGCUGAGGACUUGUAGCUCUAAUAUACUCGGACCACUGCAUCUCCUUCAGCCAGUGUAAACUGCUCGGAGAGUUGCACUUAAAAACAAAUGUACAUUUCGAAUAUAUACAAAACAUGUAUAUAUACAUAUAUAUUGCUGAUAUGCUUUUUUGAAUACAGGCAAAACUAUUUCAGAUGACCAAAAAUGGUCACACACUUCUCUAGUUUACAAUUACUUAAAAUGCUUUUUUUGUUGUUAUUUUUUUCCCCACCACCUUUUCAUUUUGUCUCGAGAGGGACGGCGAGUGCAUGGGAGGGGCUGCUCCGUAUCACAGCCUUAUCUUUUUUAAAUUGACAUCUUAACCUCAUAGAUAGAAAAAAAAACAUCAGAAACAUUUGAAUAUAUGAACUUGUUUAUAUUUGCAGUACAGAUAUAUGUAUAACAAGCAUUCAAGCAAAUGUAUUCAUAUAUACAGCAUAUAUGGAUAAUAGCUAUUAAUCACAAAUAUAUGUAUUUAUAUACACA